Linum tenue is the source of this 690-nucleotide messenger RNA. NCBI's taxonomy places the organism in Eukaryota, Viridiplantae, Streptophyta, Magnoliopsida, Malpighiales, Linaceae. The record is from the annotation of a GenBank genome assembly.
AUGGGCGAACAAACCCAACCUCAACCUCAACCUCAACCUCCAUCCCAAUCCCAGUCUCAAACUCAGACUCCGUCGGAGUCCCAACCCCAAUCGAAUUCCCCCACCUCCGUCGCCCCAAUCGAGACCGCGACUGUCUCCGUCGCCACCGUCACUCUUCUGCCAACUGAACUCACCGCCGUCCCUCCUCCGCCUCCUCACUCCGCCUCCUCCCCUCUCGCCAAAAUCCCCUCUCGCCCCCGCAAAAUUCGCAAGCUCUCCCCGGAGGAAGCCACUCCGACCACCGCCGCUGCCGACCAAGUCAAUACCGCCACUGCCACCCCGGCCGCUAGAACCGCCACCGCGAAAUCCUCGAGAACCAAGGCUUCGAAUCAGCAGCGCGCUCUGGUAGUCGGGCCGAGGAUAAUCGCAAGAUCCCUAUCCUGCGACGGAGAGGUCGACAUCCCGAUUCGCCACCUCCGUCAGUCGGAUCCUCUCUUGAGCUCCCUAAUCGAUCUCUACCCAGCCCCAACCUUCGACACAUUCCACACGCCGUUCCUCGCCUUAACCCGAAGCAUCCUCUACCAGCAGCUCGCGUACAAGGCCGGGACCUCGAUCUACACCCGCUUCAUCUCCCUCUGCGGCGGCGAAUCCAACGUCCUCCCUGAAACCGUCCUCGCCCAAUCCGCAAUCUCGGGGAGUGUCUGGGGUUGA